CGUUCGCGCAGGAUUCGUGCAUGCGCAUUACCGGGCCGGGCUGGCAGGAAAGAUGGCGGCGGCGGCGGCGGGAGGAGUCCGGGGUUGAGAGAGCGGCCCGGGGAACGGGGAAAUGGCGAGAUUGUCAGACUAUUUCCUGCUGGUGGGGUAUGACCUUAACAAGAGAGGCAGCAGCAUAGGACAGGGCAGGAUUCUGCAACGUUUCCCUGAAAAAGAUUGGGAAGAUAACCCCUUUCCCCAAGGCAUUGAACUUUUUUGUCAGCCCAGUGGAUGGCAGUUGUGUACAGAGAAGAAUCCCCCGACAUUCUUCAUUGCUGUUUUGACUGACAUAAACUCAGAACGUCAUUACUGUAGUUGCUUCACAUUUUGGGAGGAGUGUGCACAGAAUCUUAUUGACCAGAGAGAUGGAGAAGCAGAGGAAGAUGCCCCCCUGCCAUCUGCAGCGCAGCUUUAUGCCCCAAAGACGCUGGUGCUUGUGUCACGUUUGGAUCAUCCAGAUGUCUUUAGGGAUUCCCUAGGCUUAAUAUACACCAUUCACACUGAUGGCCUCAGUAUAUCCCUGGAGAAUGUUGUAGGAAACCUACUUACUUGCACUGUUCCUGUCACUGGGGGCUCCCAGUCUGACCUGGAGCAGGAUGGUAUGAGAACCAUAUCUUUGGGAGCAGGUGAUCGCCAAGUGAUCCAAACCCCAAUAUGUGACUCUCUUCCAAUCAGCAACUGUAGUGUAGCCCUGUUAUUUCGACAGCUUGGUAUCACCAAUGUAUUGUGCCUGUUCUGUGCUGCUCUUACUGAGCAUAAGAUCUUAUUUCUCUCUCGAAGCUACCAGCGGUUGACUGAAGCCUGCAGAGGUCUCUUGGCUAUAAUGUUUCCUCUCAGAUACAGUUUCACAUAUGUGCCCAUUCUCCCUGCUCAGCUUCUUGAAGUUCUCAGCACUCCAACACCAUUUAUCAUUGGUGUACAUGCCCUGUUUCGAGCAGAGACCCAAGAUCUGCUUGAUGUAAUAAUUGCAGAUUUAGAUGGUGGCACUGUAACUAUCCCAGAAUGUGUCCAGAUUCCACUUCUGCCAGAGCCGUUGCUACAUCACACGCAGGAGUCCUUGUCACAGGUACUAGACCCUGCUUUACAAAUCGCUGACUUGGCAUUUCCUCCAUCUUCUAUUACAACUUCAACUCUUCGACUGCAGGAUAUGGAAGUACGUGCCGUGUUCCUUCGCCUUUUUGCUCAGAUAUUACAAGGAUAUCGUUGUUGUCUUCAACUCAUAAGGGUUCAUCCAGAGCCUGUUAUACGGUUUCAUAAGGCUUCUUUUUUGGGUCAGCGUGGAUUAGUGGAAGAUGAUUUUUUAACCAAGGUUUUGGAGGGCAUGGCAUUUGCUGGAUUUGUGACAGAGAGAGGUCCACCCUACAGAUCUCUGGAUUUAUUUGAUGAGCUGGUUGCUUAUGAUGUGCAAAAAUUACAAUACGAGGAGGGAAGUCAGAAAAAUUUAAUGAAGCAUGUGCAAGAACUAGCUGAGAAGCUGUACAGGAAUGAGAACCCUUAUCCUGCUGUUAGUAUGCAUAAAGUUCAACGGCCAACAGAAGGCAGUUACUUGCGACCUCAAAAUAAGGCCUUCCCUUUGCUGGAUGAAAGUAGCAUCCAAUGGAUUUUGGAUCAGGCUGCUGCAAAGAUGCAGAAUGCACCUCCUGCUGUUAGGUCGGAGAAGAAGUGUUUGGUGCCACCUGGACCACCCAUUGCAGCAAUUGUAGACCGAAAUGGCAGUGCUCUGGUUAACAGCAACAGGCGGCUAGAAGUUGUGAGAAACUGUAUUUCUUAUAUCUUUGAGAAUAAAAUGUUGGAGGCAAAAAAGCUUCACCCUGCUGUACUGCGGGCACUGAAAGGGAGAGCAGCGCGUCAGUGUUUAACACAGGAGCUCAACCUGCAUGUGCUGCAGAAUCGUGCUGUGUUGGACCACCAACAAUUUGAUUUUGUUGUUCGCCUAAUGAACUGCUGCCUACAGGACUGUACAUCCCUGGAUGAACAUUCUAUAGCUGCUGCUCUUUUACCUUUGGUUACAGCAUUCUGCAGGAAAUUAAGUCCUGGCAUUACACAAUUUGCUUACAGCUGUGUACAAGAGCAUCUAGUUUGGACCAACAUGCAGUUUUGGGAAGCCAUGUUUUAUGGCGAUGUUCAAAACCACAUCAGGGCUUUGUAUGCAAAUUCUGAUGAGGCUUCAUCUGACUCGGAUGAAGCCGAAGUAGAAGAGAGAUCAGCCCUGGAGUUGGCAGCUGAGCAGUGUCGUCUUUGGCCAACGCUUCCACGUGAAAAACAGUUAGAACUUAUCCAGAAAGAGGAGAGUACUGUGUUUAGCCAGGCUAUCCACUAUGCCAAUCGUAUGAGCUACCUUCUUCUGCCAUUGGACACCUCAAAAAACCGCCUUCUUCGAGGGGGAGCAGGAUUAGGAGACACAGAAAGUGUUACUAACAGCUUUAUCACCAACAGCAUGGCAGGCAGUGUUGCAGAAAGUGCAGAUACAGAAAGUGGCUUUGAAGAUUCUGAAGGCUCAGAUGUAGCUCAUUGUGUUGUCCGAUUUAUCACCCGUUUUGUGGACAAAGUGUGUACAGAGAGCGGGGUUACAUCUGAUCAUCUCAAAGGCCUGCAUACAAUGAUUCCAGACAUUGUGCAGAUGCAUAUAGAGACAUUGGAUGCUGUUCACAGAGAAAGUAAGAGGCUGCCCCCAAUCCAGAAGCCAAAGUUGCUGCGACCAACAUUGUUAGUAGGUGAAGAGCUAGUAAUGGAAGGACUUCGAGUAUAUCUUCUACCAGAUGGACGAGAGGAAGCUUCAGGUGGUAAUCUUGGAGGUCCACCCCUACUUCCUGCUGAAGGAGCACUGUUCCUCACCACUUAUCGUUGUAUCUUCAAGGGUACUCCAGUGGAUCCCUUAGUGGCAGAACAAAGUGUAGUGCGGUCCUUCCCUAUCGCAUCUCUAACAAAAGAGAAGAAAAUCAGUGUCCCAGCUCAUCUGGACCAGUAUGUUCAGGAAGGACUUCAGCUGCGGUCUUGUACCUUCCAGCUGUUGCGAGUAGCAUUUGAUGAAGAAGUCCCUUCGGAGAUCUCUGAAGGCUUCCGCAAGCAGCUACACAAGCUGAGAUACCCUCAAGAUGUGCUGGGGACUUUUCCAUUUAGUGUUGGACUCUCCUUACAACAUACUGUUCAACCAAGAACCAAGGACAAGAAUCCCUCAAUAAAGACUAUCUCGAAGAAUCUUGUGAAGAAUGCUAAGAAAACAAUAGGCCGGCAGUAUGUGACACGCAGGAAAUAUAGUCCUCCAUCCUGGGAUCUCCGAGGGAGUCAGAAUUCUCUGGAACAGCAGGGAGAUGACAUUUCAGUGUCUGAAGAUAUGGACCGAAGCACAUUGACCAUCUCUACUCUAAAAGCCCCGGACAAGCAGGCAGGAGGCAAUAUGGCAGAAAGAGCAUGUUGCCGUGACUACCAAAGAAUGGGGCUUGGUACUCUGAGUAAUAGCCUGACCCGUGCCAAAAAUGAACCUUUCCGGAUCUCGACGGUAAACCGCAUGUAUGCUGUUUGUAACAGCUAUCCAGGACUGCUGAUUGUACCUCAGCCAAUUCAGGACAACACCUUACAGAAGAUCUCUCGCUGCUAUAGACAGAAUAGGUUUCCUGUGGUGUGUUGGCGCAGCCCGCGUACCAAAGCAGUUUUAUUGCGGUCAGGUGGACUUCAUGGCAAAGGUGUGGCUGGACUCUUUAAAUCUCCUAACACAGCGGGCGCAGGGCCAUCACAGACAGAUUCUACUUCACUGGAGCAGGAAAAAUACCUUCAAGCAGUGGUAAACUCAAUGCCCCGAUAUGCAGAAAUGAGUGGAAGAAACACGCUCAGUGCUUUCCCUUCUGCACAUCUUUACGAUUCUCCAGACAAACGUCAACCCAAGUUGGGUUCAUUGAUGAAGCAGGUGAUGGGAGGGAAGGAGGACAUUCGAGGAGGUCAUUCAGCUCGGGGUGUUAAGCACCCCGCAGUGAGACGAGGCUAUGCUGAACAAGGGAAAUGGGGAAGCAUGCGCGGCAGUGGGAGACUUAGUGCUUACGGCAUGAACGCAGAUGUAGGAACUAGAUUGGCAGCAAGAGAACUUCUGACGCCUCAUCAAAAUGGAGGACCCUCGGAAAGUGCAUUGACUCCCCGCCGAGCUGCUCUUUACAUCAUUGGUGACAAGUCACAGCUUAAAGGGGUGAAACAGGACCCACUGCAGCAGUGGGAGCUGGUCCCAAUUGAGCUAUUUGAUGUCAGACAAGUUAAAGCAAGUUUCAAAAAACUGAUGAAGGCCUGCGUGCCAAGUGCCCCCUCGACAGAUCCCAGCCUAUCAUACCUGCGCACACUAGAAGACUCUGAGUGGCUUUUACAGCUUCACAAGCUACUCCAAGUCUCUGCACUGGUUGUAGAACUGUUGGACAGUGGUUCAUCUGUCCUGGUUGGGCUUGAGGAAGGAUGGGACCUUACCACCCAGGUGGUGUCUCUGGUUCAGCUCUUGUCUGACCCUUAUUAUCGCACCAUUGAGGGAUUUCGUCUGCUCAUAGAAAAAGAAUGGCUUUCAUUUGGCCACAGAUUUAGCCAUCGUGGUGCACACACAGCUGCCAGCCAGAGUAAUGGUUUUACUCCGGUUUUCCUACAAUUUCUGGAUUGUGUACAUCAGAUCCAUCUGCAGUUCCCGUCUGAGUUUGAGUUCAGCCAGUAUUACCUCAAGUUUGUGGCUUAUCACUAUGUGUCCAAUCGGUUCCGCACCUUCUUACUAGACUGUGACUGUGAGAGGAUUGAGAAAGGAGUUCUGUAUGAGGAAAAAGGAGAUAGACGUGGCCCUCAGAUCUGCCGCUCUGUAUGGGAGUAUAUGGAGCGAAUACACAAGAAGAAUCCAAUGUUCUUUAACUAUAUGUUCUGCCCUGAGGAUGGAGAGGUGUUGCGGCCAUACAGUUCUGUGUGGGGUUUACGUGUGUGGGAUUAUUAUACCCAUGAAGCUCUAAGUGAAGGUCCUUCCUAUGACUGGGAGCUUGUUCAGGGACUCCAGCAUGAAGAAACUGAGAAAAAUGACAGCUCUGCUCCCCAGACAAAGCGCAAGAUUGUUUGGCCUUCCUAUCAUGCACCACAUCGUCUUCAGCCAGAUGCCAUAACUUGCUUGUUGGAGGAGUUACAAAAUCUAGAGUUGGAUUUGCGGCCCGUUCCUGAAAGGUGGAAGGAAGCAUGGGAUAAAGUGAAAGCUUCCCAUAGGACCGAGGUCCGCCAUGAGAGCCGGAAAUCCAGUGCGUUGCUGAUGUCAUCCAGUGUCACCUCACAGCGACAGUCUUUGGGCAUUUAUCUGCAGGAGAGUGGUGUAGGAUCUACACUAAAUUUGAGCUUGGAGAGUGGUCCAAGCACAACAAGCACUCCUACUGGUGCAGGGAAACUGGGAGCAAGAAACAGCACUAGUACUUUGUACAGUCAGUUCAACACAGCAGAAAGAGAAAACCGCUCAUACGAGGGAAUUUUGUGUAAGAGAGGUGCAUUUAUGAAACCCUGGAGACCUCGCUGGUUUGUGCUGGACAAGACUAAGCACCAGCUGAGAUAUUAUGAGAGCCGUACAGACAUUGAAUGUAAAGGAGUGAUUGACUUGGCAGAGGUAGAGUCCAUUUCUGCUGGUACACCAACAAUGGGUGCUCCCAAGAAUGUGGAUGAAAGAGCAUUUUUUGAUGUGAAGACAACUCGGCGGGUAUAUAAUUUCUGUGCCCAAGACCCUUCACAGGCUCAGCAGUGGAUUGACCGAAUCCAGAGCUGCCUGUCUGAUGCAUGAAACUUCAGGGAUAGCAUCAAAAAACUGCAGGACACCACUGAUAAAAUAGUUCCAUGGGGGCACAUGGCAGCCUACAGCUAAAUCGUGUAAGCCCACAAGCUGAUUCUUUCCAGAUUUUCUGGAAGCUAAAGCACCUUAGCUUUUUGUUCUUAUUUGUUCAGUAAUGCUCAGUAGUAUCAAUAAUGCAGUUAUGGUCUGUGAACUCUGCUUCAUUUUGUCCACUGGGAAUCAAUGAAGAAAAGAACAGCUGUGGACUUUGAGAAGCUGCAAACCAUAAGCAGAAACCCUGUUGGAAGUAUACAAGAUUAUGACUGGCAUAUGUGAGAAAAGCUAUGGACACGGCAUUGCGAGUUGCGGUUAGGUUUUUGUGCGGAAAUAAUGUGUGUGGCUCCACAUGCUUCAUGAAGCUCCGGUAAACUCAUCUCCUGAUAUUCCAGGAAGGAUUUGCCUCUGUUUAGUAUUUUUUAAUGCUUACUUGUGAGUUGUCAUUUGGCUGAGUUGUCAUUUUUAAAUUAUUUUAUAAACAUGAGGAGUUUGCCGGUGGAAUCCGUCAGUCCUAGUAACGUGAAGGAGAGUUGCCAGACCCAACAGUAAUAAGAACUAAAGCAACAUAAAUUCAUGGUGAAAACGUUACGAUUAAUCACAUCUGUAGUUCACAUUAAAUACUUAAGUUCUGUUUUUAUAUGAAACCUAUUUUAGUGGCAAGUGGGCUACACUCCAGGAGUGGACUUUUGCACAACGUUGUUUGUCCCCAGAACACAUGUUCUCUUUGUAGAAGGUGAGGAUGCAUCUGUCAUUUAGAAGAACAGGUAAAAACCACUAAGGAUUCUACUACUUCAGUGUCAUAGGAGUUUGUUUAACACUUCAGUGUAUAUACUGUAAUGAAAAGGGAGAAGACCCUUGUAUAAAUACAAUGUUCCUGAGUAAUAUAAAUAUGCAGUGUCAGAAACUGUAUGGAAAUGAGCCACAAGGAAUUCUGGACCACGCCUGUUAACCACACAACCUGGUCUGCUGCACUGCGGAUGAACGGACAGCACCUUGUGCUCAUUACGUGCACCAUUUUGAGUAACCAGAUAAUCUGUUAAAACUGCUAACGGUAUUUUAACUCUGUGGUUAUUGUACUCCACUUAAUUAUUAUUACUGUAUAUUAUUGUAUAUAUAGAGAAGAAUGUCCAAAGCAGCAUGAGACUUAGAAGAUAUGUGAGGGGGAAAUGAGGGAAAGGUGAUGGUUUUUGACCCUUCCACUGCAGGUACAGCAUUUGCUAAGAUUGUGCUUGGAAUGCAUUGUCUGCAGUUUUCUGAAUACACUCAGCCAUACGAAGGGUCUGAAUGCAUGGAAAAUGUCAUACAUUGUAAUAUUAAGAAUGGGAACAUGUGGAGCUCCUUUCACCAGUAUACACACAGUGUAACUCUGUGCUUGUAUGGUGGCGUUAGUUGCUGUGUAUUUAUUUACCUACCCUGAAGGCCUCAUUUACACACGCCCAUAGUAGCUCUGCAUUCAGAACACUCCCAAUAUGGAGCUAUUGUAAGUCAAUGCUGCUAUUUAAUUCACAUGGUCAGAUUUGCACACUCCUAUUAAAAUGUGCUGCCUGCAUCUUUUAAGCAUUCUUCCCUUAAAAAAUUUUCAUUAAAAUUCACAUCAUUAUUUGAUCCAAAUACAAGAAGAUACAGAUUGGAAACACUGACUCCGAUAGACCUUAUAGUUCAGCACUAUUUUAGUCAUUUAAAAACAUAUAUUCAACUACUCCUACUAUAGUUGGAAGAAAGCCUAAUUUGCCUUGUUUUUAUUUCUAAAUAUUAGACCUGACCACCUUUCAUCCACUGUAAAGUGAUAGUGCAGCAUUAUUUUACUUGUACUCCAGUUUAUAUUCAUUUCACCCUUUGUGUUUCUAAAACAUAAAUACACCAGUGCACACUUAUUUGAUAAGAUCCCACAGAGUAUUACUUUGAAGUGGCUAUGGUGAUAUUUCAUACAUGUAAAUAAUUUUGUUUUAUACAAACAGCACAAUCACGUGUCAAGCCAGUUAUGACAAGUGGAAGAUUUGGAUGAAAACAACUACUGAGCUGGAGCAUAGAAUUCAUCUCAGUACUAUGUAAAUAUCAAUAUUUAAGUUCAGGGAUGGGAUAUAGUAGAAUAGGUAUUAUCAUUAUUAUUAUAAAAAAAAAACUUUUUUUUUUAUAUGUCAUGAAGACAUAUCAAAAGUUCUGAUUGGUCAAGAGCUGAAUGUUCAGAUCCCAAACCAUCAUUAAAACCAGCUGGGAGAAGUGCGUUCUCUCCCGGUGUCACAUGAUCAGGACAGGCUCAUAAUGUAAGUCUAUAGAACCAUCCUGCUCACAUAGACACAGAGUGGGGAGAGAAGUGGGCAGCCCAUUUUAGUGAUUAGACGGGGUCUGAACAAUAAGAUGCUGACCAAUAAAAACAUUUGGCUUCAAAUUUUGUUUUUAUGAUGACAGGUACAAUUUAAUUAGCAUAGGUUUCCAAAAGAUACAGUGGUGAAUGGCAAAGUUUAUGUAACCUUGAUACCUGUUAAUGCUUUUCACCAAACAACAAGGCUCCAUCACUGAUGAGUAUUACAUUACUUUGUAUUAUGAUCAUUUUCUUGACAGAUCAAGCAGCAUGUGGCCGUGUUCCAUGAGUAUUUUGAUGUUACUUUUAAAAGCCUGUUUUUGCCUGCCAUUGCAGUGAAAGGGUUAAUAAUCACAUUCCUGUACAUCCCUGGGUAAAUAAAGCUUAAAAUGCUCCGUAA
Molecule: messenger RNA, 8553 nt
Organism: Hyla sarda
Lineage: Eukaryota; Metazoa; Chordata; Amphibia; Anura; Hylidae
Gene: SBF1
Product: SET binding factor 1
Exons: 43
Coding region: 113-5806 (1897 amino acids)
Source: RefSeq, a predicted model, not a curated record